AAUAAGCCUCAUUGAAGAACCAGCAAUUAAUCCCCACAUCGUCUCUCAUCAAUGCUACAAUCUUAUUUUGCACAACCUUACAAGAAAAAGUCCAUAAAAAAAAAAAUUAAAAAAAAGCUUCUUUUGACCGUUCACCUUAAAAAUGGGGAGAAGUUUUCUUCUUGUUUUGCUCCUUCAAAUCAUAGUUACUGAAGUUGCUAGUGCUGGUGUUGGUGUUGGUGUUGGCAUAGGUGGUGGGACUGGAGGUGUUUGGUUUGGUGGAGGGAUUAACACUCCAGGACCAGGUGGAGUUCCUUCUAGCCAAAAUUCAGCUUACACUGCUCUUCAAACAUGGAAAUCUGCAAUAACUGAUGACCCAUUGGGAAUCUUGAACAAUUGGGUUGGUCCAAAUGUGUGCACUUACAAAGGUAUCUUUUGUUCACACUCUCAAGAUUACAUGGGCAACCCAACUGACCCUGUUGUUACAGGUAUAGAUCUCAAUCAUGCAAAUCUUCAAGGCACUCUUGUUAAAGAACUGUCUUUCUUAACACAAAUGUCUCUCCUUCACCUUAAUACCAACAGAUUUUCAGGCACAAUCCCACAAACAUUUAAAGAUUUGUCAUCUCUUGUUGAGUUAGACCUUAGUAACAACCAUUUCUCUGGUCCUUUCCCUGCUACAGUUCUAUACAUCCCUAAUCUUGUUUAUUUAGAUCUUAGAUACAAUAGUUUCUCAGGGCCAAUUCCUGAAGAUCUCUUCAACAAAAAACUUGAUGCUAUCUUUCUUAAUAAUAACCAGUUUGAUGGUGAGUUGCCACAGAGUUUAGGGAAUUCUCCUGCUUCAGUUAUUAAUUUUGCUAAUAACAAGUUUAGUGGCAGUAUUCCUUUUAGUUUGGGGUACAUGGGUCCAAGAAUUAAAGAGAUUUUGUUCCUAAACAACCAGUUAAAUGGUUGUAUACCAGAAGGUGUGGGAAUGUGGACAGAUUUGCAAGUUCUUGAUGUGAGUGCCAAUUCACUAAUGGGACAUUUGCCAGAUACAAUUUCUUGCUUGAGUGGCAUUGAAGUACUUAACUUGGCACAUAACAAGUUGACUGGAGAGUUGCCUGACUUGGUUUGUUCAAUAAGAAGCCUUGUGAAUUUGUCUGUUGCUUAUAAUUUCUUCACUGAGUUGAGUCAAGAUUGUGACAAACUUCCUUUAAGAAAUGUUGGAAUUGAUUUCUCAUUGAAUUGUAUUCCUGGAAGGCAAAUGCAAAGGCCUCAACCUGAGUGUUCUGUGAUUCCUGGUGGUAGUCUUAGUUGUCUUAGAGUACCUGCAGUUAAGCCUCUUGUUUGUGGAACAAUCAUUGGUGAUGAAAAAACUACUAGUAUUUCAUCACCUCCUUCUAAUUAAUGGUAUAUUUUUUCUUCA
This is a messenger RNA of Lycium ferocissimum, 1384 nucleotides long. RefSeq names its product leucine-rich repeat extensin-like protein 4. The coding region runs from base 143 to 1366 and encodes 407 amino acids. Gene Ontology annotation, molecular function: protein binding. The record is from RefSeq and is a predicted model, not a curated record. NCBI's taxonomy places the organism in Eukaryota, Viridiplantae, Streptophyta, Magnoliopsida, Solanales, Solanaceae. The transcript has a single exon.